GGCCGGGGGUGCCCUCGCGUCCACGGCCCGGGCUUCCGGCUUCCCCUCAGCGCGCCUGGGCGUGCUCGGGUGGCCCGGAGACUCCCUUGGGUCGAGGUCCUGAGUGUGAAACGGUUCCUCCCGGAUGUUGCUCUGUACCUGCUGUGGCGCGCGGUUGCACCGAACAGCGUGAGCGUUCGCACAGGAGCGGCGUCCUCCUGCGAGGGCGCUCUGGGCGGGCUGGGCCGGCACCGGGUUUUGUGUUACCAGUGCCCAGAAGCUUGGUUUUCAACCCGGCCGGGACGGAUGGCAUAGCUCUCCAACAGACUUAGCUGUGGGUAUGCUUCUUUGAUGAUCAGGUGGUUGGUUCUGCCCCUUGACACCCUGCUUUCAUACUCCACUCCUCCCAUCUGAGAGAUCUGUGACCUUGGUUUGCCUUUUGCUAAGGAGCCAUGAUACGUUCGAGGCUUUUCGCAGCGAGAUCCUGGCCGGUGUUGGAGGGCGUGGGGUGCUGGACACCAUUGGCACGAGUGUUUCCCAGGCCCGGGCGGCUCCUUCCCCAGCACGCGUCUCCCAGGCUGCUCUCGGUCAGCUGUGCGGACUGCAGCAAGCACCAGGAACCCCCCAGGAAGAAGCUGCUCUCGGAGAAAAAACUGAAAAGGCAUUUUGUGGACCAUCGCCGAGUGCUUGUCCGAGGGGGACGCGGAGGUGAUGGGGUGAGCUGCUUCCACAGUGAGCCACGGAAGGAGUUUGGAGGCCCCGAUGGUGGCGACGGAGGCUACGGCGGCCACGUCAUCCUGAGAGUUGACCGGCAAGUCAAGUCCCUGUCCUCAGUCCUGUCUCAGUACCAGGGCUUUGACGGAGGAGCCGGCGGCAGGAAGAACUGCUUUGGGCGAAGCGGCGCUGUCCUCUACAUCCAGGUCCCCGUGGGCACUUUGGUGAAGGAGGGAAACGAAGUCCUGGCUGACCUCUCGCACCCGGGUGAUGAGUUCAUUGCAGCACUAGGCGGGGCAGGCGGGAAGGGCAACCGCUUUUUCCUGGCCAACAGCAACCGAGCGCCCACGACUUGUACCCCCGGACAGCCGGGUCAGGAGCGGGUCCUCUUCCUGGAGCUCAAAACGGUGGCACACGCUGGGCUGGUCGGAUUCCCCAACGCGGGGAAAUCCUCGCUUCUCCGGGCCAUUUCCAACGCAAGGCCCACUGUGGCCUCCUACCCAUUCACCACCCUGAACCCGCAUGUGGGGGUUGUUCACUGCGAGGACCACCAGCAAAUAGCAGUGGCUGACAUCCCGGGCAUUGUCCGCGGAGCCCACCGGAACCGGGGCCUGGGCUUGGCCUUCCUGAGGCACAUCGAGCGCUGCCCCUUCCUCCUGUUCGUGCUGGACCUCUCGGUGCCAGAGCCGUGGACGCAGCUGGAUGACCUGAAGUACGAGCUAGAACAGUACAGGGAAGGCCUGUCCGAGAGACCCCAUGCCGUCGUGGCGAACAAGGUCGACCUCCCUCAGGCCAGAGCCCAGCUGCCCCGGCUGCAGGCCCGCCUAGGCCAAGAGGCCAUCGCCCUGUCAGCGGCCACUGGGGAGAACCUGGAGGGGCUGCUGCUACGUCUGAAGGAGCUGCACGAUGACCACGUGGCCGCGGAGCUGGAGCGGGGCCGCCAGCCUCUCCGGUGGUAGCGGAGGUGGUAGGCCGGGAGGUGGCAUGGGCAGUGCCCAGGCAGGCUGACUGUGACCGGAGAUGAGGAAGGAGCCCCAAAGAAUCAGAGGCCUUGGUGCAGCGGCCUCCCCACCAGCUCAGGGCUCCCCACCAAUGCGCCCCCCUGCCCUGGGCCUGGGACCUUGGGGCGGUGGACGCUCACGCACCCGCCCGUCUGUUCCCGGUGCUUCCCGCACCCGCCUGCAUGCGACUGACGUGCUACGAUGGGCUCGUCUGUGUUAAUUGGCCCCUGAUUAGCAGGGACCACACUCUGCCUGACGUCGCCAAAUGCUGCCAAGUGCACACGGUGGGUGGGAGCCGGUGUUCCCUGCUGACCCUUGGGUGGCGGCAGCUGUCGCAGAGGUGGGCCCUUGAUUCCACGGCUGUCAACGCGCCCCGUGAGCGCAGUUUGGCGGGGAUGCUCUGCUGCGCGAGGGCCGGGGGAGGGAAAGCAUUUGCAGGUGCAAUCCUCAGAUGCCGCCGUCUGAGGGAAGCAGUGAGGGUGACACCCGCCCUGUUGUCCCAGACGGCGCUGUGCUCUUUGGCAGCCGAGCUUCACGACUGCUCCCAGUAUCCGACCCAGGGACGUGUGGCUUCUGACCCACUUAGUACACGCGAACGGGUUAUUAACUGCGGACUGUAGGUGGGGCAUGGCAGCGCCGUCCCCCAGGGUAGCCAGUGUCUCAGGUUUGUGCUUCUAGGUGUUGAUGGGAGCCGUGCCCGCGCCCCCAGCGUCCCCUGACUGCAGGUGCCCCGUGAGGAUGGCGCAGCUGCUCCUAGCCUGCUCAUCCGGCAAAAUGGCCUGGAACUUUUGUUCCCCCCAAAUAAAGUCUGAUGCAUCUGAUGUGUC
Lagenorhynchus albirostris (white-beaked dolphin) is the source of this 2521-nucleotide messenger RNA. It is a transcript of the gene MTG2, whose product is annotated as mitochondrial ribosome associated GTPase 2. Gene Ontology annotation, cellular component: mitochondrion. Lineage: Eukaryota; Metazoa; Chordata; Mammalia; Artiodactyla; Delphinidae. Bases 432 to 1652 code for a protein of 406 amino acids. Gene Ontology annotation, molecular function: GTPase activity; GTP binding; magnesium ion binding. The record is from RefSeq and is a predicted model, not a curated record. The transcript has 8 exons.